Penicillium atrosanguineum is the source of this 783-nucleotide messenger RNA. RefSeq names its product Peptidase M19 renal dipeptidase. NCBI's taxonomy places the organism in Eukaryota, Fungi, Ascomycota, Eurotiomycetes, Eurotiales, Aspergillaceae. The coding region runs from base 1 to 783 and encodes 260 amino acids. The record is from RefSeq and is a predicted model, not a curated record. Gene Ontology annotation, molecular function: protein binding. The transcript has a single exon.
AUGGCGAUCGUGUCGAGAAAACAACGAAUGAAGAUUUUGGGCGCGGAAGAUCAAAACACACUCGAUAGCACUGAGAUAUUAGCAGUAGCUUACCGACUCGGGGGCCGGCGGGAAGAGGCCGAGAAGCUGGAGGUGCAGGUGAUAGAGACUCGCAAGACGAAGCUCGGCGCCGAUCAUCUAUCUACGUUGACGAGUAUGGCUAACCUGGCGUCGACGGUUUGGAACCAGGGCCGAUGGGAGGAGGCGGAACAACUCCAGCUGCAGGUGAUGGAGACUCGCAAGACGAAGCUCGGCGCCGAUCAUCUAUCUACGUUGACGAGUAUGGCUAACCUGGCGUCGACGGUUUGGAACCAGGGCCGAUGGGAGGAGGCGGAACAACUCCAGCUGCAGGUGAUGGAGACUCGCAAGACGAAGCUUGGUGCCGAUCAUCCCGACACGCUGACGAGCAUGGCCAACCUAGCAUCGACGUAUAGGAACCAGGGCCGAUGGGAGGAAUCGGAGCAGCUCCAGGUACAGGUGAUGGAGGCUCGCAAGACGAAGCUCGGCGCGGACCAUCUCGACACGCUGUCUAGCAUGAACAACCUUGCUCAUACCCUAAGGUCAUCGGGUCAAUACACAGCCGCUUUGCAGUUGAUGGCUGAAUGCGUCCAACUUUUCUACCGAAAACUAGGCCCUGACCAUCCGCAUACUAUAUCUUCCAAGACUGCUUUAAUCGAGUGGCGCGGGAAGGGUGACUCCGUCUUCCUAGCUCAUGAGCCGCCGACCGACACCAAAGACGACUAA